GUGUCAUUUGCAGCUGUCAUGACACACACAGUCCAGGGACAGCCGAACCAACCCUGCCUCUGACUGACGGUGGCCAUGACAUUACCUGUGUGUGUGCACGUGGUCUUUCCGUCCAGAAAGCUCUACAAGUGCCCCGGAUCUAUCUCUUAUACACCCACCCACUCAACUCACUCACACACACGCACGCCACGCGUCGCGUACCCAUAAACUGCUCAUGUCCAUCCAUCCAUCCAUCCAUUCGUCCCGCACAGCAAAAAACAGAAGGCACAGAGAGCCUGCCUUCCCAUCCAGGUCUCUCUUGUGUGUAUGGUCUCGCUGACUCUCGCAUGGCAAACAAAACCAGCACCAAUCGCAGCUCUCAGCUCACGCCCCCCGCUCUCCUGCCUUAGUAUAUUAUAUACACAGCAAUGGUACACAUGUUGGUGGUGUGCACCACUCAGCUCGUGUGCGGGGGGUACAGGAUUCCAUCCAUCCAUCCAUCCAUCUCCAUGUGCCCAGACACAUGCCGAUCAUGAAGUCGAUUGUGCCGGGUAGAUAUCAGCGUCUCGCGCAAGGAUCUCUGUCGUCUCAAACGUCCUGCACACACACACAGAGGGUUUGAGCAGAGGCCAAUCUUUCCGUUCCGUCCAUCCAUCCUUCCCCCUCAGCCCACUACCUGAGUGAAGGCCCAUAAGUCCUGAAUUUCCUGUCUGCCUGGUAGCGGCGCAUGUCGGGUGUCCAGUCGAGUGAUAGCGCCCCCGCCUCGCCCUCGCCGAUCGACAGGGGGAAGGACAGCGUCAAGUGGCCGUUGAAGAACAGCUGUACCAAACAAACAACACACAGAUCUCCGUUCAACGGACAUUCUCUCUCUCUCUCUCUCUCAUGUGUCUGUCUCAUGUGUCUGUCUGUCUGUCUGCCUGUUUACCGACCUCAAAGUAGUUCUGGCCGAUCCGCUCGGCUGGCUUGUCAUAGAGACCGUGCCCCCAUUCACCUGCACACACAACACCCAUCCAUCCAUCCAUCCAUCCAUAUACGUGACCACAGUACAAAGAUACAGCGCCUGCUGUUCGCGUGCGCAUGAGUGAUUGGUGGAUUGGUGGAUUGAUGCCCACUGACUGACCGUAGAAGGCGUCUUCGUUGGCCAGAGGCGGCUCCCCGAGCCGCUCGCGGAUGACCGCCAGCUGCCUCAAAGUCCACACUUUGCGUGGAGGUGUCCCUGUCUCUGUCUCUGCGUCUGUGUCAGGUGGUGUGCUCUCCCGUUGGAAGCCGAACACACCCCGCACCCUCCGGCCCUCUGACUUGAUGCCGACCUGACGCGCACAACAGACAGACAGACAAGCAGACAGACACCCAUAUCAAUCGCAUGAAUGAAAUGCCAUCGCCUCUCUCUCUCCCCUCGUUGCUUGGUUUACCUCCGUCCAGAUGAUGUCGUCUUGGCUGUUGAUCUUGUCGUCGGCCGACGAGAGGAUGGGUGCGAGGGGCACUGAGGCAGACUGCGGGGCGGGCACCCACGAGGGGGAUGGGAACCCCGCCAGCGUGAACGCAUUCCCAACUAUCUGGACCGACCGACCGACACAAAGCAAAGGACACAGAUGAUGAAAUACACCAGAGAUGUACACCUGUGUGUGUGUGUGUGCAUUUGACGCGCACACACACACACCUACCUGGUUGCCUUGUUUGGCCCGGAAGUCGUGUGGAUAGUACACGACCUCCAUGGGCAGGGGAUAGCCCUGCCGGGCACUGCCGGCACCGCCACCGUCCUUGACGGGCACCUGGGACGACGUGAUCCUCAGCAGUCGGUACCCCAGCUUCGGAUCACUCUUGACAGCGAUAGUCGUCUCUAUCGACGCCGUCUCUGACACACAACACAUACACACCCAGAGAGAGAGGGGGAGAGAUGGAUGGGUGGGUGCAUGUGCUACAUGCAGGUGAGCAAGUUGAAGAAAGCGGGCGGCCAUGGUCACUCACUCACCGACCGUUUUUCAGUAUGAUGAAUGGGGCGGGGAGGGGGGAAGAGGACGCUGCGGCGGUGGUGCCCUCUUCGCCUUGUUUCGCCUUGGCUAUCUGGUAGAUCUGGGCGACCCCAUACCAGGUACCCACAUGCUCCACCAUCUUGUUGAACUUUAUCACAGACAGACAGACAGACAGACAGAACAAAGCCGGCCGGCAUGUGUCUGCAUCUACUCGUCUGUCUAUCUGUGCGCACCGAACCUGCCAUGCGUCAUUGUCGGCGAGUUCCCUCGCUCUCCGCCUCAGAUACUCAUCAUCAUCCAGCCCGUCGUACUCAUCGCCAUACUGCUGCAGCUGCUGCAGCUUGCCUCCUUCCCGUCUCUCUGGCCGCCUCCAGGGAAAAGCUGACCGCAGGAAGGUCCUUCUGCCGCCACACACGCUGGUUCUGCCGAUGGUGCUGAGGAAGGCGCCGCUCUCGCACACCACUGCAAUCAGCAGACAUAGCAACACCGCCGCGCUGGACAGCAUUGGGAGCCAGAUCUCCUUAGCUAGUCUCGCAAACAGUGAG
Vitrella brassicaformis is the source of this 2497-nucleotide messenger RNA. NCBI's taxonomy places the organism in Eukaryota, Vitrellaceae. The record is from the annotation of a GenBank genome assembly.